This is a messenger RNA of Aspergillus tanneri, 1050 nucleotides long. RefSeq lists its product as uncharacterized. NCBI's taxonomy places the organism in Eukaryota, Fungi, Ascomycota, Eurotiomycetes, Eurotiales, Aspergillaceae. Gene Ontology annotation, molecular function: protein binding. The transcript is spliced from 3 exons. Bases 1 to 1050 code for a protein of 349 amino acids. The record is from RefSeq and is a predicted model, not a curated record.
AUGGAUAUUAACGAUGUUACGUUUUGUCCUAUCAAUUCCAACUAUGUGACCGCUAACUGUACUGAUGGCAAUACAUAUGUCUGGGACUAUCGCAAACAUAACGACUUUAUCCUCAAACUCCCACAUGGUGAUCCCCUCAAUCAAACAGAUGAGAGGUUAACAAGGGAGCAAGCAGAUGUCGGGGUGACAGUGGCAUUAUCAUCCGAGGAUGCUUUGGUUGAGGAUACGCACAGCUUCAAAGAGGAGAUUGCGCGUGCUGCCUUCUCAGAUGAUAAAUCCAACCUUUUGGUUGGAGAUGCUGCCGGAGGCAUCCAUGUCCUGUCGCCAGGGCCAUUUUCUAAUACGGACGACCUGUCCUUUACGUUCAAACGUGCCCCUCAAUUGCCUUUUGACCACCACGAGCCAGACUCAGAGUCCGGUGUUAAAGCUGCGCGGAAAUUAUUAUCGUCUGGUCAGCUUGUUCAACACCCUGUAUUUGGGGCUGGACAAGGGCCUCGCUAUUCUGGACCUUUUGCAACCUGGGCUCGGCCUGAAGGUACACCUUUUGACCAGAUUGCGAAAACCCAGCUUAAAAGGGAGCUGCAAAUACGCCAACUUGAUUGGAUUCCUGUGCAAUCUCGGGAUGUGCUAGAUGAACAAUCUCGGAGAGAAGUUGAGGCUCAAAUCCAACUCGCCCGGAUCCGAAAUCAACGCCAGAACGAAUACAAAAGAAAAAGAGCAGAGCCGUCAAACACAAAAGCAUUAGCUUCCUUUGACGACAACUUCAUUGACUUGUGCAGUGAUGAAGAUGCUAAGCCUUGUCCUUCAGCAGUCUUUCACAACGUACAGCCAGAGAUCAUCGACCUUACUGGUGAUACAGAUACCGAGGAAUUUGCAGAUCCGUCGACCGAUGCGCAGCUCCAAGGUGUUACUCGCUGUCCUGAACCUAAUAAGGUCCCCUUACGUGGUGGUGAUACUCUCCUUCAAGAACUGGAGGAAGAGCUAGAUGAAGAUUUUUGGUGGCCAUCGAGUAGAUAUGUUGACCCGAAUAUCCAAGAUGUCACUGUUUAG